Messenger RNA from Trifolium pratense (red clover), 1652 nucleotides. Its product is annotated as diphthine methyltransferase homolog. The record is from RefSeq and is a predicted model, not a curated record. Gene Ontology annotation, molecular function: protein binding. Lineage: Eukaryota; Viridiplantae; Streptophyta; Magnoliopsida; Fabales; Fabaceae. The transcript has 3 exons. Bases 387 to 1427 code for a protein of 346 amino acids.
UACAAAAAAAUAAUCAGAACGAGACCACUUUCACUCGUUCAGCCGACAACAAGAGUUCUGCGGCGCAUCGUCCACCACUUCGAUUCGAACUUGCGCCGUAGCCAUUUGCUGCACACUCGCCGGCAACACAUAUCCCUCGCCGCACAACCGAUCUCCACGACGAUGUUGACAGCAUAACGUCAUCUUCUUCGCUGCGAAUUCAAAUUCAUCGUCUAAGUUAGAAUAUUACUCCAUGUCAAAAAAGUGAAAGAAUCACUGGAAAUAAAAAGUCAACGAAGUCGCGCCGCCGUUGUACCAAUUACAGUUAACGAAUUGAAAGAGGGCCUUUUCCGCUACUUCAUCAUUUUUCUCUUUUCUACUUUUUUCACGGCAACUAUUUGGUCAGCAUGGAUGUAGCACAUUACUAUUUAGAAGGUAAUGCAGAUGCUGUGGAGUUUUGCCCACAUAAUGGGCACCACAAUAUUUUAGCAGCAUCCACUUACACACUACAAGAAGGUGAUCAACCUAGUAGAUAUGGAAGCAUUUCACUUUUCAACACUGAUGGGGACACAGGCAACCUUGACAAGGUUUAUAGUGAGGAGACUAGUGGGAUUUUCGACAUAAAGUGGAAUCCACCAGCAGGGCACACUAGUCCUCUUUUAGGUCAAGCAGAUGCUGAUGGAUACUUGAGAAUUAAGAUGCUUGAUCGUGGCUCUGAUGGAGUACAAGGGACUUAUCUAAAAGAGAUUGCAAGUGAGAAAAUCAGUGACUCAAUGUGCUUGUUCCUGGAUUGGAAUCCUUCAGCCACAUCAAUCACUGUAGGGCUUUCUGAUGGCUCUGUGUCUAUUGUUUCUCUUCAUGAGUCCAAGCUGGAAGUACAAGAAGAGUGGAAGGCACAUGAUUUUGAACUUUGGACAACCUCUUUUGAUAUCCACCAGCCAAAUUUGGUAUAUACUGGCUCUGAUGAUUGUAAGUUUUGUUGUUGGGAUUUGAGGGAUAGUCCUUCCAAUCUUGUAUUUAAGAACUCUAAAGUCCACACAAUGGGUGUUACUUGCAUUGAAAAGAAUCCUCAUGACCCAAAUAGCUUAUUAACCGGCAGCUAUGAUGAGUUCUUGAGGGUGUGGGAUUUAAGAUCAAUCUCAAAACCUGUUAAUGAGACUUCAAUUAGCUUAGGUGGAGGAGUUUGGAGGGUGAAGCAUCAUCCCUUCAUUCAAGGCCUUGUUUUGUCUGCAUGUAUGCACAACGGUUUCGCGAUCGUUGCUAUUAAAGACGACAAAGCUGAAGUGUUGGAAACGUACAAGAAGCAUGACUCACUCGCAUAUGGAGCAGACUGGCAGAAAGGAGAAGCAAAUCAUAUAGAUGGGAGAAGUAAACCAGUAGUGGCUACUUGCUCAUUCUAUGACAAACUUGUUAGGGUCUGGAGGCCCUGUAAUGAUAUUAUUUUGUAAAUCCAUGUUUAACUUUGAGCCCUCAGUUUUGAAAUGUAACAAUAACUAUUUAUUUAUUCGACCAUGGUUGCAUUAAACAUAGGAAUAUGACACUAUUUUUUGCAACUACUAAAUACUAGUGUUUCAAACUCACCCAUUCAUUGAUAUGUACCCUAUUGUACAACUAUAUUGACAGAUUGAGCUUAGCAUACUUAAUUCAAUUGCCAUUUUUAUUGCUUAUGUUUA